Cannabis sativa is the source of this 3000-nucleotide messenger RNA. RefSeq lists its product as uncharacterized. Gene Ontology annotation, biological process: proteolysis. Gene Ontology annotation, molecular function: cysteine-type peptidase activity. The transcript has 6 exons. The record is from RefSeq and is a predicted model, not a curated record. NCBI's taxonomy places the organism in Eukaryota, Viridiplantae, Streptophyta, Magnoliopsida, Rosales, Cannabaceae. The coding region runs from base 137 to 1756 and encodes 539 amino acids.
CUGAAAGGCUUUUUUCUAAAUUCAAGUUUGAUCCUAAAUAUGUUCCAAAGAGGAUUGGUGGCUCUGUGUCUUCUAAUGAAGUAAAUGAUGAUGUGAAGGUAUUAAAAACCGGUUUCUGUUUGCAUAUUUUUUGUGUAUGUUUAUCAUUAGUUAUGUUCAUGCUUUUUAUGUAUAUAAUAUUCAGGUAUCUCAUGGAAAGUUGGACCAGAUUUGUGCUGAAAUUACUUCUAUCAAAGAGUGCCAACAACAAAUCAAGGAUGGUAUUUCCAGCUUGAGGAUUGAGUUUUUGAGUGAAUUUGCUAAAUUAGCAGAAAUUAUCAAAGGAUUGAAGAAGAAGGAGAAUGAUGGAACCUCUAAGGACUCUGAAUUUUUUUCAUCACCUAUAAGAGAGGCAUACUAUCAGGAUAUAACGGAUGAUGGUGGUGCGUUACAGUUGUCCGUUCAUUCUGUUCAAGCUGAGGAGGAAAAGGAGACUUUGAAUUUUGAAAAUAUGUUUAUCGAUCCUGAUUUUCUUAAGGGUGUGGUUGAUAGCACUGUUAAGAGUGCUUUGAAGACAGAUGAUGUUUCGUUUGAUGAUGAUAGUGAUAAGUUGAGUUUGGUUUUGUACGAUGAAUCGUAUUUGUCUCCGGAGGUUCAAAAGAGGCAGCCCAAACCAAGCUCUGUUGUUCUGUCGCCAUAUGUUGUGGACUUUGGGUCUUCGUCAUCUUCGAAGGAAGACUUAAUGAGGAUUGUGGAAGAUGAUAAAUUUAUUGUGCAUGGAAUCAAUCCUUUUAAAGAUGAAAUUGGUUUUAAUACUAGUGCUGAGCAGUGCAUUAAGUUUUCCAAAUUUAUUGAUGAGAACAUUGUCAUGAAUAGGGGUGUGAAGAAGUACUCCGAUGCGGACAACAUCUUAUAUCCACCGAUGGAUUUUUCUUUCAUUGAAAUUUCCGAGAAGAUGUGGUUCUACGAGCUUCAUGCUUGUGGUGUUUUUCUGCGUGACAGUCAUUUGGAUGUGGUGUUCUAUUACCUCAGGAAAAAGAUUAAGCAAGACAAUAUUUUGGAACAGAGGAUUACCACUACUGAUUGUUUAUUUGAUCAAGUCAUGUGGAAUUCGUACAAUCAAUUUUUGAAAUCGGGUUCUAAUCCUUCUAGGAUUGACUUUGAUAAUGUCAUUCCUAGAUACAUGGUUGGUGAGUAUUUGUUUUGUAAUACUCCUUGGGUGCUUACUGACCAUGUUCUUAUGUAUGUCAAUAUUCAAAAGCACAAACAUUGGAUAUUGGUCCAUUUUGACAUCAAGGAGAGGAUGUUGAACAUAUAUAACUCCAUGUCUGGUGCUGUCAACAAGAAACGCGCUUUGGAUCAUGUCAAAGCUUAUUCUUCUAUGCUGCCGUUUUAUUUGGAGUAUCUUGAUGUGUAUUCUUCUAGGCCGGAUCUUAAUUUGGAUCAAGGUCCAUAUUCCGUUGGGAAAAGAGAGCCUUUGAAUUUCAAGUUCAUAGAUGGUCUUCCAAGUCAAGUCAAUAGUGACUGUGGAGUGUUUGUCAUUAAAUUUGCUGAAUUUUUCAUUCGUGGGAAAAUUCAUGACAUUCCAGCUAACAUGUCUGAUUUGGUAGCCGUAUAUAGAGAUGAUAUUGCUGUGAGCUUGUUUAUUCAUGCUAAGAGGAAACAAAUUGGUGGUUAUAUAACGGAUGAUGAAGUGAUGAAAAAGGGCAAGAAAUCAAAGGAUAAGGCAAAUGUCAAAGGGAAGGAUAUUCCAAAGGGAAAGCGCAAAGCGAAAUGAUUUCAAACAAUGUUCUAUAGUUUUUAGUUUUCAGACAAACUGGUUUCAUUUGGUUUUUUUUAUUAUUUUUUUUUUGUAUUUGAUAUUUUAAGACAAUGCUAUAUAGUUUUUUAGUGUUGUUUUUUUUUUUUUGAAAGACUUGUUACUUAGUUAAAGUGGUUGUAUUUUUUUGUUGUAAAGACUGGAUGUUUCAAUGAAUCAGCAACCCUUUGUAUUAUAAGUUUUUAGUUCAUGGCUAAUUUUUUUUUAUUUCUUUUUUUAUUCUAACUGGUUUCUUUUUUACUAUUAAUUUCAAUUUUUUUUAUUUGAAUGUACUGUUAACUGAUUUUUGUUUUUUUUUUGUUUUGUUUUUCUUUUUAUGUAGGUGAUACCAAUGGCAGUAUGUGUUUUUAUUUAUUUGGUAAGUGGCACUUGGUUUUUUUAGUAUACUUUCUCAAUAACUGGUUUCUUGUUUUUAUAAAAUUUAUAUUUUUGAAUGUACCUUUUUGAAAUAAUCUAAGAUAUUUAGAAAAAAUCUUUAAAACAAUGAUUAUGUAAACAGAUAAAAUUUCAAAAGUGUAAAAAUGUUGUGUGUAUCCUUGUGAAAAAAUUAUAUUCUGUUCAACUUCAUUCAAAGUUGAGAAACCAGUUUCUAUAAAACUGUCAAUCACUAAAAUUAUAUAAUGUUCUACUUUAUUCAAUGCUGAGAAACCAGUUUUUAUAAAACUGUCAAUGAAUAUCUAUUUCUAUUGUAGCUGUUCAUUCAUUCUUCUCUGACUCGUUGCUUUUGUUAUUCUGUUUUGGUGGUUUGUAAAGCUGUGGGUUAUUGCACGUUCUUCGGUUGUGGCCAACUUUUCCGCACCUUGUACAUUUCAAGACAACUUUUGGUUCUCCUUUUGAUCUUAUUCUUUUCUUUCUAGGUCUCCCGGCUGGUUUUCUUGAUUUUGGUGGCCACACUAUUCUCUCCAUGCUCUCAGGUAUAGUCCAUUCUCUUUCAUUUGGUAGAGGAUGUACAGUUCUUUCAUAGGUUGCCUUCAUUGUUGCUGUUUUGUAAUAAUCGGCAACAUAGUCAUAAGCUCUUAAUCCUCUUUUUGCAAAUACAGCUAUUGCAUGUGAGCAUGGUAUCUCAUCUAGUUGGAACCUUCUGCAGCUGCAUGUUCUUUCCAAUAUGUUGAUUGUGAAAUCACCUUUUUCUUGCACCUUUACUUGGUACUGGAUUGUUGUGAUUGCGAUGACCUGUUUUUUUUUGUUUUGAAAUAUAAGAU